UCACAUCACGUGGUUGUCCGCACCCGGAAAACGAUAGUAGUGACUGAAAAAAAACGUUGUUAAAGUAAAUAAGCUUAGAAUUAGUGGCAGUUUUGUUGUCUGACGUCGAAACAUUUACAUUUAUUUUGCAUUCUCGCGUUGUUUUACUCGUUCGUUGCGAUGAUACAAGCUUUGAAAGGCGUCAGACACCUGACAUCCAGCACAAUGAAGCAAGCAGUUUCAGAGCUCUCUGUACCGGUGCCAUGGGGAGAGAUCAGAGGGAAGGUGUGGGGUCCUGAUCACGGUCAUCCUGUGCUGUGCCUGCACGGCUGGGCUGACAACUGUGGGUCAUUCAACACUCUCAUUCCUCUUCUACCCAAAGAGUGUCGAUUUGUGGCGGUGGACCUGCCAGGUCACGGCCGCUCAUCUCAUCGCCCCCCUGGGAUUUUGUCCAUGUUUUCUUCAUACUUGAUGGAUGUACGCAGAGUCAUUGACGCGCUGCAGUGGAGCAGAUUCUCCAUCAUAGGCCACAGCAUGGGUGGUAACAUCGGUGGAAUGUUCAGUGCUUUGUAUCCUGACAUGGUGGAUGCCCUCGUACUGCUGGACUCCUACGGAUUUUUACCCACAGAAACGAAAGAAAUCCCCAGGCUGAUGAGGCAGGGGUUAGAUGAGUUGCUUCAGUUUGAGAAAAAGAAGGAAGAGAAGAAGGAACGAGUUUACACUUAUGAGAAGGCAGUAGAGAGGCUGUUGGCUGGAAACCAGUCUCUGUCUGAACAGUCUGCAAAAAUUCUUCUGGAAAGAGGUCUAGUUGAAGUUGAAGGAGGAUUCGUGUUCUCCCGAGACUUUCGUAUUAAUCUGAAAAACGUAGCACGCAUUACUAUGGAGCAGUGUUGGGAGUUCCUGCCCAGGAUACAAGCCUCUGUUCUAGUUAUUCUAGCAGAAAACGGCUUUGAAAAAAUAUUUGCUGAACCGGAACAAAAGCAAUUUACAUCAGCAAUUGUGCAGGCCUAUAGGGACCGAAAUCACACGGUGGUGACUGUUCCCGGCGAUCAUCACGUCCACCUGAAUAAACCUGAAGUCAUCGCUCCAUUCGUGUCGGAUUUCCUGCAGACCAGAGUUGUCUCUGCUCUUGUGCAGACUUCCAAGUUAUAGCAAACACACACAAACAUCAGUUAUUACCCAAGUCAUAGCAACAAGAACAACUUUUGUAUUAAAAAUUGAGUUAAUAUAUUUCUACUUGACUGUUUACGCUCACUUUGGCCUUAAAUCUCAGUCAGACAGAUGUUUUAGCAUCAACCAGUUGCCAUACAUUAUGAAUUAUUAUAAGAAUGUAAAUAGAUACUAAAGGUGUUGAUUUGAGUGACAGUGGCAUCAUGAGCAGUCUAGGCCUGUACAUGUAAUCUGUUUUUGUUGUUCAUCUUGUUUGUGUGCCGCCUCUUGGCCAGGUCGUUAUUGAAAAUGAGAAUCAGGUCUCAACUAACUUACCAGGUUAAAUAAAAAUAAAAUAAAACACAAUAAUUUAAGGACUUAGGCUAAUAAUGCUCACAUUUUUACGCAAAUGUCUGAUAAGAUAAAAUUAAGUAAUUAUGUUUUUUUCCUCAAAAGGUCAAAGGUCAACUUCAUAUUGACAUCAUAUUGUUCUUAGAUUUUUCUUGCUGUUAUUUAACGCCAUAUUUCAGGAACAAUGGAAGAUACUGUGACCAUGUUCCACAUAUGAUCAGAUACUGAAUUGUUGAUGCUAAUCUUGGUCGCCUUGUUCAUUGUACACAUCUAUGCUGCUGGGUUCAAGGAGUGUGUGAAGCAUCCAUAUUUUAGAAUUUGUAGACUCACAAACAGCUUUAUCUAGCCAACAUGAACAAAUACAAUUUUUAUUUCCCAUUAAACUUGCACACUUUUAAGUCAUCACUAGAUCUAGAUUAGAUGAAUCUGGUCAGACAUGGAUGCAAAACUGCAAAUUGACCGAUUGGUGCUGACACACACAACAGUGAGGUGGGAUUCCUUGUUAUUAUUUGAUCUAAGUAAAAAACUUCGUAUGAUGGGAGAGCCUUGAUGUCUCUUUGACUGACAUCCAGUAACUCCUGGAGAAUGAGGUGAAUAACACCAACACUGACUGGGAACAGGCCAAAAUCAGUGGAAAUCAAACAACUUAUUUACAACAUUUAGCAUUAAGUGGAAAGCACAGCUUCACAUGAAAUGAAUUGUGUGAGCAUUUUUUAGAUGAAGCUAUUGUAGCACUAAUCUUAUUUAAAUACUUGUGUAGUUCUCAAUAAAACUUCACUGUAAUCCAUCCUGAAGAACAGAUAGAGCACCCAGCAAUGUCUGGGUCUAUCACCUCGUGCCUUCUGCCUUUGAGGAAUGAUUGAAAUUCAAUGUGGAGGCUGAAGUCCAUUAAUAUUUUAACAGUUGCACAGUUUCUCUGAAGUUUGUGUCCACAUAUUUAAUGUCAAAAUUUAGUGAGGGAAGAAAAGGUUUGUUCCACAGUGAGAGCUGAGGACAGAUCUGAAGACGUAGGAUCUCUCAUUUACAGAAUGUUUAUCACAUGCUGUUAAAUCACAACUUUAAUAAAAUGCUUUUUUAUACAGUACUGCGGUACACACUGUAAUACUCUCAGUAGAGAGUAUUUCUCUCAGUUUUAAAUGAUGACUAAGAUGACAUUUAUCAACCCAAAUGUGUUAAUUCGGCUGCAGUGAGCCUGGUUUCCUGAAUAUUUAUUUCUCUUCUGUUUGUCUGAUUUAAAGUUCAGUCAAAGUGACCGCAGAUUUUACUUUUAGCAAGUUGAAUCUUUGAAGUUAGCUCAACAAAACAUUAACUUGUGUCCUACUUUUGCACAAACCUGUGUCCCACAAGCUUCGUCUCGGCUGAGAGUGUCUCCCAUCAGUCUGUCAGAGACAUGAUGUUGGGGAGUUCUGACCUUGUUUUAAGAUAAAAUUUGACUGCAUUUGUGAGUAAAUUUGGAACUCAUCAUCCUGCAGUUGUGCUGAUUUCCUGUAUUGUGGUUGAAAAUAUGUCAGACAAUCUGAAUUCAGUCCAUCAAUUCUUUUGACUCUCUGAUUAAUUUUAUUAGGAAACAGAUCUCACAUACGCAAUGCCUUAAACUGUUCUUUUGAGCUUUCAUGUCUUGUAUGAUCACAGCCUCCAGAAUUAUUCUUGGUAAAUACUACGGUGGUGGAAGAGGUAUCCAAAUGCUUUAAUUUGGUAAAAAUACAACAGUGUGCAAAUGCGUCAUUAGAAGUAUAAGUUCAACAUGAAUAAUUUUACUCAAGUUAAAGUAGAAAUAUGCAGAAUGUCUAAAUGAAUACUAAUAUUAUUCUGAUUAUGAUCAGUAUCACCUAUCUAAAGAACUGUGUUCAUGUUAACUGAUCAAAGUGCAGCUGAUUUGAUGCUUGGAUUGUAAAAUAAAUAAUUAUUGAUCAUUUAUUGACUCCUAGAAAUCUAAAAAAAGUGUAGUUUUAUUAUUUCAGCCUGCUUUUGAUAAAAAAAAAGUUUCAGGAAUUAUGUUAUAAUGGGGAUAAGAACGCUAAAAGAAUAAAUUUUUGACUCACUAAAUGUCGAAAAUUGCACAAUGAGAUGCAGAUAUUUGUAAAAUAUCCUGCACUCAAAGUGAAUUGGUGGAAAAAUAGAGCAUUUCUCGCUGAAAAAACUAAAUAUGCAAAUUUUGUGCAAUAGUUUGGCAUAAUUUUACAUGAAACAGUCAAUGAUUACAGUCAGUCGCUGUUUUUUAGUUUUUUCUUCAAUAUAUUGAAACAACAUGAUAAAAAAAAUGAAUAAAUUGUGUCAUAAAAGCAGUUUUAUCUUCAAAAUGCAAAUCAACUGAAGGGGAUAAAUACUUGAAACAGCACAGAGGCAUAAAAGGAUCAUCUGAGUAAAUAAAAAUACAGUUUAAUGAAGAGUUCUUUUUUUCAUAGAAUGUGGCUGUAAAUAUAUAAAAUGACUGCAUAUUUAGGUUUUGUUUUAAAAGAAAAGCAUCAAGAAAAUUAAUUCUGUCGUAAUAUUUAAAAAUGAAAAAUGCAAGAUUUUCUGUUGUACUUUCUAUUUUCCCAGUGAUUACACAACAUGAAUGCAUUUUUAGUAUCUAGUGGAGACUAAGUGAAAGGAGCCGAAAAUGGAAAUUAACCUCAAAAUGCACUUGAGCACAGUACUUGAAUAAAUUACUUGUAAUUGGUUGCGUAAUCCCUCUACAGCAGGAGAAUCUGACCUCAGUGAACUAUAAGUUUUGGGGGACGGAGUAUUUUCAUGGGACAAUUUUUAACUUUGCUUGUGGAACAAAGGUGAACAAAAUGUUAAUAAUUUGCAUCGUUUGGCAGCUAGAGGUGGAAAAUACUGGAUUAACCGUCCAAAUAGAAGAGGCAGAUGCAUAUAAACGAGCCCAAGUUUGGUCCCUUUAAAAACAGAUGCAGCCAAAGCAGGUUACAGAUACUUGUUUUUUAAAGGUUCAGCUUUAUUCAUGAAAAGAUUUGUUGGUGUUAAUGCAAACUGCACAGAGCUUUAGACACUGGGCAGUUUGAGUUACGAUAAUGAAAAGAGAUAAGAAAGUGAGAUUGUGGAGAAGUUUUAACAUGACGUCAGGUCUGUCAGGCACUCAGCUGUGUUCAUUAAUGAACCUUUGACUUCUCAUGAAAGCGCCGAAGGCUGAGGAUAUUUUGUAGGUCUGCAGUAGUAAAUAGACGUUACUUUAAAAGUGUAGAUUUUAAACGAUAGAUAACAGAGCAAGCUUUUAAAAUACAGCAUGUUGUUAAAGAUAAAGCCAGUGGUUUCCAUCAUUUUUGGCUUUUUUUUAAAAAAAUCAGUGUGUAGUUGGGGUCUCUUUUUAAAUGGUGAUUUUUUUUUCCCUCUAAACUUCUCACAUGGUCUCAUUUAAGGAAUAGUCAACUGAUCCAAUAUCUCACCAAAAAUCUAAAGAUUGGAGAAAAAGUCCUAAAACUGAAAACAGAUUCAAGUUUCAGUAGUUUAUUUUUCUUUCCUUCUCCCCCAUUUAAUAUGUAAAGAUUCCUCAGAUGUAUCCUGUACAUAAAACCGGAUAUAAACCACAUAAAACAAUAAGAUGUUGCUGACACACUGAAGCCUCACUAUUAAUAAUCUAUCAAUUAUUGGGUCAAUAUAUAAUUGUGAGACUUUUUGUAACAGUUGACAGGUAUCAUAGUUGACAUUUUUGCUGUUUUCAGGCUUAAAAUCAACAUGACCGCCUAAAACCAAACACCACAUGGCAUUUUUAGAGAAAGAUUCUUCUAAAUGUUAUAUACACAAUUGAGUGAAAUUGAAAAUUCUUCAUAAAGAUAUUGUAGUAAACCUGCUGACAUGCGAUAAAUUCACACUUAAGUCACACACUACUUUAUAUUAAAUAACUCAGAAAGCCUUGGAGUCCUUCCAGUCUUUUCUUCAGGAGGAAAUGACAUCAUGUGGAGCAGGUCAUGUGAUCUGGAAUUAACACACUUCCUUGACAGAUGUUUCUGUAACGGGUAACUCAGUUGAAAGUAAUUUCUUUGACACAGACAUAAUUUGUUAUUUUCCAUAUAAAAUUUGAUAUAUUGCCAAAAAGAAAUCUGUCAUGAUUAUCUCAAUAAGAAAACAAUCAAAACAUUUUAUGAAUAAGCUCAUUUUAUUAUUGUUUAGCUAAUUAGAAGGUGGCUGUUAUUAAAUUCUGACGGUUAUUUAGCUGACAUUUUAGUGAUAUCCAGUCAUUUUUUUUUGUUAAUAAAUGAUUGUUUCCAUUAAAAAAAAAUAUGGAAUUUGUAAAGACAUGAACAUUAAAAAAUAUUAGCUUUUUUUUUUUUAACUUUUAAUAAAAAUAUAUACAAGCUAUAUCCCAUGGACUUCAAAAGUCCCUCAAUUAUAUAUUGACCCUAAUAAUCAGUAAAAGGGACCAAACCAGUACUUUUACUUAAAUACUUUAAUCACAAUUUGCUGCUGACUUUUACUCAAGUAGGACUUUUACUUCUGAUUGAGUAUUUUUCAUUGCUGUGUAUGUAUUUUUUAAGCAAAGGAAAGGAUCUGAAUACGUCUUCCACCACUGCAACUCUUUAUGUAGCUCUGAUCUGCAGACUUUAGUUUCUCUGAUUGCAGACACUUUGUGAUCUUUCACAAGGGCUUUUCUUUCUGCAACAUGAGCUGAGAAUCGCUACACUUUGUAAUAAAACCUACAAUAAAAGCAGCUCUGGCAUCUUUCUGCUUCACAGUAAAAUCAAAUAAAGUUCUGUCGUUAA
Molecule: messenger RNA, 6179 nt
Organism: Amphiprion ocellaris (clown anemonefish)
Lineage: Eukaryota; Metazoa; Chordata; Actinopteri; Pomacentridae
Gene: serhl
Product: serine hydrolase like
Exons: 12
Coding region: 160-1131 (323 amino acids)
Source: RefSeq, a predicted model, not a curated record